Aspergillus pseudonomiae is the source of this 1337-nucleotide messenger RNA. Its product is annotated as ergosterol biosynthesis ERG4/ERG24 family-domain-containing protein. The record is from RefSeq and is a predicted model, not a curated record. The transcript has 5 exons. Gene Ontology annotation, molecular function: 7-dehydrocholesterol reductase activity. Gene Ontology annotation, cellular component: endoplasmic reticulum membrane. NCBI's taxonomy places the organism in Eukaryota, Fungi, Ascomycota, Eurotiomycetes, Eurotiales, Aspergillaceae. The coding region runs from base 1 to 1230 and encodes 409 amino acids. Gene Ontology annotation, biological process: brassinosteroid biosynthetic process; cholesterol biosynthetic process.
AUGACCUCUCCAAAGGGUGAAAGACCUAAGGACCAGCAGCAGCUGAGGCCAUCUGCAAUCACUGAGGCAAUAAGUUUCAUCUUGUGUACAACUAGUCCUCUUUUUGUGAUUUACUACUGGAUAGUCUAUCACUACUUUGAUACCUCGAUAACGGCCGCAGCCAGAACUGCCUCCUCGGAGGGUCUGAUUCAGUUCUUUGCUACUCGCUUUCCUCAUCCAAAUGCGGCAGCCAUCUUGGGCUAUUCCGCUUGGCUUGCUCUUCAGGCAGUUCUGUAUAUCUACUUGCCCGGGACCGAAAGUCUUGGUCCUGUAACGCCGACCGGGCGGAGGUUGAGGUAUAAACUGAACGGUCUCGCAGCAUGGGGCGCAACCGUCGCUUUGUGGGCCAUCGGAACUACCUUGGGAGUCUUUGACCCUGCAUACAUUGCUAAGAACUGGGAGAGCUUCAUGUGGACCAUUAAUGUCUUUGCUCUUCACCCUCGUAUAGGGAAGAUGUGGGAUUGGAGACAUUUCUUUUGUACCCGUACCGGCGGCAUCCUCACCUGGACCGUGAUUGAUUUAUCCUUUGCGGCGUUUCAAUAUCAAACCCACGGCCAGUUGACAAAUACCAUGGUGGCGGUUGUGUUUCUGCGCGGGUGGGUUGUAGUGGAUUUUUUUGUCAACGAGGAUUGGUUUCUCCAUACUCUGGACGGCAUGUAUGAGUCCUUCGGCUUUUACAAUAUCUAUGGUUUCUCUGCCAUGAUGCCCGUGCUUUGGUCACUACAAACACAGUAUUUGGCCAAGCAUCCAACAGAGCUUUCCCACCUCCACCUACUCGGUAUCAUAGUACUCUACGUAGUGGGCUGGUAUAUCCGUUUUUCUGCGGAUUACCAGAAAGUCCAAUUUCGCCAGACACGGGGUGAAUACCCCAUUUGGGGUAAAAGGGGGAAGGGAAUCAAAGUGUCAUACCAGACUUCAGAUGGCAAAGCUCAUCAGACCUUGCUCCUAUGUUCUGGAUGGUGGGGAUUGGCUCGUCACGCAAAUUAUACCGGAAGCACAAUGUACACUUUAGCUCUCUGCGCUGCUUGCGGGAAUGGGGGCAUAUUUCCCUAUACUGAAGGGAUCAUACUGAUCGGAUUGCACAUUCAUCGGUGUUAUCGUGACGAAGAAAAGUGUGCAGCAAAAUAUGGGGCCGACUGGUAUGAGUACUGUCGCCGCGUGCCGUGGAGGAUGAUCCCCGGUGUCUUUUAGGUCAGUACGCAUCGGAAAUUGGUACGAUAUUUCGGGGCCUGCAAUAUAAUGCACUAUGUCAGCACAUCCAUGUUAGGAUGAGUUUCUAAAUUUAAGUGACAUGUCAA